This is a messenger RNA of Coffea eugenioides, 1305 nucleotides long. RefSeq lists its product as uncharacterized. Bases 148 to 1014 code for a protein of 288 amino acids. The record is from RefSeq and is a predicted model, not a curated record. NCBI's taxonomy places the organism in Eukaryota, Viridiplantae, Streptophyta, Magnoliopsida, Gentianales, Rubiaceae. The transcript is spliced from 8 exons.
CUCAAUGCACCGGCCCUGUCCCUCAUUUUGUAUCUCCGUUGCCUUGCCCCCCCUGCAGCCAAUCUUUCACUCAAAUUUACCUUCUUCUACUUGUCCAUUUUCCAUCCCCAAUUCUUCUUCUUCCUGUCCACUUUUCUUGUUCCUGUCAUGGAUUCUUGCAGUAAAUUAUCAGCUCGAGACUCAUCCACUUCUUCUUCAUCUCCUUUUGAUUGCAUCAUCUUCGAUUUGGAUGACACCUUGUACUCCUCCGAAACGGGAAUUGGAGAAGCCCUUAAACGCAACAUUGACGAUUUUCUGGUGGAAAAAUGCGGAUUCCAUGAAUCCAAAGCUUCCAGCCUCCGCGUCGAGCUCUUCCAAGCUUACGGCAGUUCUCUCGCCGGCCUACGUGCAUUAGGUUACGAUGUCGAUGCAGACGAUUAUCACAGCGUCGUACACGGAAGAUUACCCUACGAUUUGAUCAAGCCUGACCCGCAACUGCGAAAGCUGUUGCUGACUAUCAAACAACGCAAAAUCAUUUUUACGAACUCCGAUAGAGUUCAUGCAAUGAACGCACUGGAUCGUUUAGGAAUUAGAGAUUGUUUCGAACAAAUUAUCUGUUUCGAGACCAUGAAUCCGAACCUCUCCAAGUCGACCCGACCCGAUGAGUUCCCGGUCGUACUGAAACCUUCGUUAGAAGCCAUGAACAUAGCUAUCGAUGUCGCCAAGGUUGAUCCUCGCCGUACGCUUUUUCUUGACGACAGCGUGCGGAAUGUGGCUGCCGGAAAAGCUGUGGGUCUCCGAACAGUCUUGGUUGGAAAAGCAACGAAGAUCGGAGGGGCUGAUUAUGCUUUAGAGACUGUCACAAACCUUGUGCAAGUGAUACCAGAAAUAUGGUUUAAUAAUAUUGGAGAAGAUGACGGAAGAAUCGACGAAGAUGACGAAAGGAUUGGCCGCACUGCAAGCGAAAUGGACUCUGCCUUUGCAAACUACGGCCGUAGGUGCCUAGUCCAAUGGCAAGUCAUGUUCAGGGCCUAACCUUCCGGUUAAUUGAAUUUAGGCCCCUAAGGGCUAAGUGUUUGUGUAUCCAAUCGUACAAUAAAUGUACCCUUACUCUUGUAUUGGGUCUUGUUUUUUGUUUUCUUUUGAAGCAUUGUAUAGGGUCUUGUUGUUCCAUGCAAAUGCUGUUCAUGUUUAUGUAUCUGAGAAAUUAUUUUAUGUAUACAUGAACAAAAUAAAAAUGCUUAAUGUGCACUUUACUAUCGAUAAGGUCCAUGUUAAGACGUAAAAGUGUAAUUAUUUUUCUUUAUUAAGUAUUAUGUCUUCUAA